Molecule: messenger RNA, 1368 nt
Organism: Exophiala xenobiotica
Lineage: Eukaryota; Fungi; Ascomycota; Eurotiomycetes; Chaetothyriales; Herpotrichiellaceae
Exons: 3
Coding region: 1-1368 (455 amino acids)
Biological process (GO): ammonium transmembrane transport
Cellular component (GO): plasma membrane
Molecular function (GO): ammonium channel activity
Source: RefSeq, a predicted model, not a curated record
AUGGUGUCGGUCUCUGAAGUGCAGUUGGCCUGGGAGGCCUGCGACAAAAUCGACACCGUCUUCAUCCUCGUUUGUACCGUUUUUUGCUGGACUAUUGUCCCUGCCGUAGGACUCGGCUACUCUGGAUAUUCGACGAGACGGAGCGGACUUGCGUCUGUUAUGCCUGCAGUCUAUGCAGUAGCCGUCUGUUCGAUCCAGUGGUUCAUCAUCGGAUAUACCCUUGCAUAUGGAGAUGGACCUGGCGGAGUGUUCGGAAAUCUUGCUCACGCGUUUCACCGAGACGUACUGUCAGAACCUGUUGGUACAAUUCCAGCAAUACUGUUCAGCGAGUUUCAGCUCGUAUUUUUGGCCACGGUCUGCGCCAUCAGUGUGGGAGGAAGCUGUGAACGUGGGAGGAUCUUGCCGUUAGUUCCUUUCAUCUUUCUCUGGGCGACUUUCAUCUAUUGCCCUCUGGCCCAUAUGGUAUGGGGUGGUGGUUUCCUUGCCGAAUUGGGAGUCCUUGACUUCGCUGGUGGCACACCUGUACACAUCUGCAGCGGCGCGACUGCUUCAGCGCUCAGCCUGUACUUGUCAUAUCCGAUCGCCAGGUCUAGGAAAUCGGAAGUCCGCACGCCAUCUCAUCUGAGACUGCAUCGACCGCACAAUUCCAUGUGUCAGUUACUGGCAAUGAUCAUCAUCUGGGGUUCAUGGCUGGCUUUCGAUGCUGGCACUACGCUGAGCUUGAACUUCCAGUCCGUUAUGGCGCUUUGUGUGACCAAUCUGUGCGCAUCAGCUGGUGCUUUGACUUGGGCCACUAUCACAUAUAUUGAGACUGGUAAAUGGUCGUUGGAUAGCACCUUCAUGGGAGCUAUUGCAGGACUUGUCAUGAUCACCCCAGCGGCGGGCUUUAUUGACCUUCCCACUGCGUUGUGCUUCGGCAUCCUUGGAGCGGUCGUCUGCCGCCAGGCUCUCCGGAUCAAGUUCACAGACUUUGCCAGAAGAUGGAGGUGGGUCGACAACGGGGAUACAUUUGCAACACACUGCGUCGGAGGGUUUCUCGGGACUAUCUGCACAGGUCUUUUCGCACAGAAAACGGUGGCGGCGUACGGUGGUGCAGAAGUUGAUGGUGGUGUCUUUUUCGAUGGCAAUGUCCGGCAAUUGGGGAUUCAGAUCGUUGAGGCAUUGAUUGGCUUCACAUGGUCAUUCUUCGGCUCGCUCGCGAUCAUCGUCCUGCUCGACUGCGUCCCAGGGCUCGAAUUUUUGGCAGAGGAUAAGGACGUCAACAUAGGUAUGGAUGCGUCACAAAUGGACGAAAGUUUGUAUGAAGCGCAAUGGUCCGGGGAAGAAGACUACAAGCCCCUCCCAAUCGGCAGCAUCGUCCUCGAUUGA